Molecule: messenger RNA, 1718 nt
Organism: Humulus lupulus (European hop)
Lineage: Eukaryota; Viridiplantae; Streptophyta; Magnoliopsida; Rosales; Cannabaceae
Exons: 6
Coding region: 598-1194 (198 amino acids)
Biological process (GO): vacuolar proton-transporting V-type ATPase complex assembly
Cellular component (GO): endomembrane system
Source: RefSeq, a predicted model, not a curated record
UAUUGUGAAUCAAUUAGAAGAACAGAAACCCUCAAAAAAGAGCCCAACCCUUUGCCUUUGUCUCUCUCUUAAUCAUCCUCAGCCUUUCUCUUCUCUUCUCAGACGGCCGACCCACCACACGGCCACACGCACACCCACGCACGGCCUCGGCACUCCCUCCCCACCCUCAGUCACUCCGGCGUCACUCCUGCCCAGCCCUCCGCCUCCGCCUGGAGGCCCUGGCCUGCCAUUCUCUUCGACUCUUCCUCGUCGGCGCAGUACAAAGCCGCAGCCACCGACCCUGACCCUCUUUUGUCUCUUCCCCUCACGGUUGGGCUCACGUCGCACGCAGCCACGCACAGUCGCCGGCAGCAGUAGGAGCCAGGUGCUCUCCCUCACACUCACACUCACGGUCUAGAUCAGCGACCAAUCACUGUUUCAGUUUUUCAAUACUAAACAAUAGAUAGACAUCACAGUCAAUUUUGUUUUCAGAAAGAAACUUUCAUUUAAUCAAUUCAGAUUUUGUAUUCAAAUUCAUUCUUUUUGGAAAGACAGUUUUUUUCGAGUGUGAACCAUUCAAGCCCUUAGCUCCCAAACACAGAAAAAAUCCAAUCUGAAAUGGAAAACCCACCUCCUGGAUUGAUUAUAUCUAUGACUGAACCAAUCCUCUCAUUCCUCACAUCAGCUUCCACAGAUCCCAAACUCUCUCAGGAGCUUCAAGAAAUUGCUUCUGAUUUCUCUUCAAAACCCCAUGUUCCCUACAAUUCUCUCCGAACCAUUUGGUCUUCCUCUGAUAUCACUGACCGCCCUAGCUUGAUUCAACUCCUUUCUGGGUCUAAGUUUGUCCUUACAAGCCCCAAACCUCGAGAAAAGAGUGAGGAGCUUAAGGCAAGGCUAAAAAUGUUUGAAGAAAUGGCAGAGACGAAGGCAUAUGCAGAACUUGUGAAAGACAUAACACCUAAGAAAGAGACCACUGAACCUUUUUCUUCAUACAAGGAUCAAAUGGGAUUCGGUUUACAUGUUGCGCUGACAAUGUUUACUGGCUAUAUGGUUGGUUAUUUCGCAUUUAGAGCAUUAUUCAACCACAGUCCUGCAAUGAAUGCUGCUGGCGGAGUUUUGGGAUUGAUAGUUGGCAUGCUAGUUGAAACGUUUCUUUUCAUAAUUAGAGCAUCUAGUCAAGAACUUAGAUCGGCUUCUCUGAAGAAGGAUCAAUAGUCUAGGUCUUUCAAAAGAUUUUGCUGGAGUAUUUUCAUCCCGAUUCAAGUGGUAAUUUUCAGUAUAAGAAGAAAAGACACUUGACAUUUCAUUACUUGAGGUGUGAAGGAGUAAAGAGUUGGCAAAAUUUAGAGCAUUUUCUAGGAGUGGGCCAAAAAUAGAGACAAAGAAAGUGGGCCUUCAAAAAAGAGAGGCAGCUACCAUUUUAGAGAUAGAAGGAAUUCUAGAGCAGAAAUUAGAGAGAAAAAAAUACUUAAAAGAGAGAAUGAAGAAGAAGAAAAGAAAGAAGUAGAGAAGAGAGAAGGACAGGAAGGAGGAUCCAUCUACAUAGUUUCUUCUUUACCUUUUACUCUUUUUGUAUUUCUGUUUUCCUAUUUCUCUCUAUUUGUAAAUCCCAUGGAUGUGUUGAUUUGGGUAUUUUUGUGUUUUUGAGAAUGAACUAUUUUUUUUGUAGCUAGAGUUAUUAAUGAACUUGGAUUGUUGAUUUAAUUGAUGUUUUAGUAAAUAAAGUUUUGUUUAUUCAA